Messenger RNA from Scleropages formosus (Asian bonytongue), 1154 nucleotides. RefSeq names its product ubiquitin-conjugating enzyme E2 A. The transcript is spliced from 6 exons. The record is from RefSeq and is a predicted model, not a curated record. Lineage: Eukaryota; Metazoa; Chordata; Actinopteri; Osteoglossiformes; Osteoglossidae. The coding region runs from base 180 to 638 and encodes 152 amino acids.
CCGGAGGUGCUGCGGUCCUGAAACCUUCGCGAGUCACUCCGACUUGGGCGAACAGCACGCGGAAGGAUACGUCUCUGUGUGGUUCGGCUCUCGGCGUGAUCGAGCGAUACGCCGUCGCUUUACAAUCAGGAAGUGAAAAUUAUAUGUUUCAGUUUUCUUUUUUGUUUUAGCUGAACGCGAUGUCAACUCCUGCUAGACGACGUUUGAUGCGAGAUUUCAAACGGCUUCAGGAGGAUCCCCCGGCAGGAGUGAGCGGAGCCCCGUCGGAAAACAACAUCAUGGUGUGGAACGCAGUCAUUUUUGGCCCUGAGGGGACGCCUUUCGAAGAUGGAACCUUCAAACUUACAAUAGAAUUCACAGAAGAAUACCCAAAUAAGCCUCCUACUGUUCGUUUUGUCUCCAAAAUGUUUCACCCAAAUGUCUAUGCAGACGGUAGUAUAUGUUUGGACAUUCUGCAGAAUCGCUGGAGUCCAACAUAUGAUGUAUCUUCAAUCUUAACAUCUAUACAGUCGUUGCUGGAUGAACCAAACCCCAACAGCCCAGCGAACAGCCAGGCGGCCCAGCUUUAUCAGGAGAACAAGCGCGAGUACGAGAAGCGGGUUUCCGCCAUUGUGGAACAGAGCUGGCGCGACUGUUGACCCAGAGCCACUCACCACAAGGACACUGCCCAGCCUCAAGUCAAGAGAGCAGAGAGAAGAAAAAAAUGCAUCAUCUUUUUGGGAAACAUUAGCAAAAUAAUACACAUCAGCAUUUUUUUGAACCAUGGAUAUCUCCCUCCCCUAGCAUCGUCCUUUCUGUAACCGUUGCAAGGUAGAGUGCUGUUGUGCUGUGGUCACCUGCUCCCCCCAUCACGCAGAUUCCUUCUCCUGGAUAAAGCACCUUCGUUUGAUGUAAAUGUACCUUGUACUUGGGUUACUGACCAGCGUCUGUCUUUUACUGCUUGAUGAACCCCUCCCCCCCUGCAAGUUUUUAAACUUCUUUUGGUUUUUAACUUAACUAUGGCACCUUGCCGUUUUCUUCCCAGUGUUAAGCUCAGCCACACAGUAAGACUCAACUGUUUUGUCUGCAUUUGUUUGCAGAUGGACAUUUCUGCUGGGGGGUUUGUUUUGUAUGUGGCUUUCCAUGAUUUAAGACUGGAUUUUACUUUUUAAUUU